This is a messenger RNA of Hypoxylon trugodes, 2295 nucleotides long. Its product is annotated as ribosome biogenesis protein erb1. The transcript has 2 exons. The coding region runs from base 1 to 2295 and encodes 764 amino acids. Gene Ontology annotation, molecular function: ribonucleoprotein complex binding; protein binding. Gene Ontology annotation, biological process: ribosome biogenesis; maturation of LSU-rRNA from tricistronic rRNA transcript (SSU-rRNA, 5.8S rRNA, LSU-rRNA). Gene Ontology annotation, cellular component: preribosome, large subunit precursor; PeBoW complex. NCBI's taxonomy places the organism in Eukaryota, Fungi, Ascomycota, Sordariomycetes, Xylariales, Hypoxylaceae. The record is from RefSeq and is a predicted model, not a curated record.
AUGGCUCCAACAAAAUCCAAUUUGAAGCGCAAGGCUUCCAUAGUGGAAGCGGAUGCAUCAAACCAACCUCAAUCAGACGAUGAGUUCGGAGAUGGUCUUCUUGAGGGUGUACUAGAAGACGAUUCGGAUGAAGAAUCUGAAAUCGAAGAAGAUGGCGACGAAGACGAUAUUAACCGAGAUACGUCCCCAGCCGACGACGACACAUUAGAGAGCGACGAUAUGCCCACAGACGAUGAAACGUCUAACAAGAAACAAAUACAAAAUGGGGCCGAAUCCGAUCAAGAGGAUGUCGGACCUCACUACAGAAUCGAGACCGACGCCAAUGGGGGCACCAGAUACGUUUACGACGACGUUGAGCCGGUAUACGACUCCGAUGAUACAGAUGCGCAAGAACCCGCAAACACGAUUGGCAACAUACCCCUCUCCUUCUACGACUCGUACCCCCACAUAGGUUAUGAUAUAAAUGGAAAGAAAAUUAUGCGGCCUGCCACUGGCGAGGCUUUGGACGCCCUGCUAGACAGUAUUGAGGUACCCAAGGGAUGGACGGGCCUUACGGACCCUGCUACCGGCAAGCCUCUAAAUUUAAGUCAAGACGAGCUAGAAUUGUUGCGACGAGUCCAGAUGAAUGAGAUCCCCGAAGAAGGAUACGACCCAUAUCCGGAUACUGUGGAAUGGUUUACGAGUUUUGAAGAGACAAUGCCAUUGAGCGCCGCACCAGAGCCGAAGCGAAGGUUCCUACCCUCAAAGCACGAGGCUAAGCGAAUAAUGAAACUAGUUAAAGCGAUUCGGGAAGGCCGAAUAUUACCAUACAAGCCCCCUGAGGAAAGGCAGCGAGAAGAAGAGGAAGAGGAAGAAGUUCACUAUGAUUUGUGGGCUGAUGAAACACCUCGACCACCCAACGUCAUGCACAUUCCCGCACCUAAACUCGCACCUCCCGGCUACGACCUUAGCUAUAAUCCACCUCCAGAAUAUCUCCCCACAGAAGAUGAAAAGAAGGCCUGGGAGGAGUUGGAACCGGAAGAACGGGAGAAAGAAUACUUGCCACAGAAAUACGACUCAUUACGGAGAACUCCUGCAUACGACCAAUUUGUUAAAGAACGUUUUGAGAGAUGUCUUGAUCUCUAUCUUGCUCCUCGAAUACGGAAGAACAAAUUAAAUAUCGAUCCAGCGUCAUUACUUCCCAAACUUCCGCGACCGGAGGAGCUCAGACCUUUCCCAACCAUUGCGUCAAUAGAAUAUGCGGGUCAUGAGGGCAGGGUGCGAUCAGUGGCUAUUGAUCCAUCAGGGCAAUGGCUAGCUAGUGGCGGCGACGAUGGCACUGUUAGGGUGUGGGGUCUCGCAGAUGGUAAGCAGCAAUGGAAAGUCAAACUAAGUAGCGAGGACCCCGUAGACGUGGUACGAUGGCGACCAGGCCAUGACGCAACAAUUCUUUCGGCGGCCGUUGCUGAGGAUAUUUUUCUCAUGAUCCCAUCUUACGGAAAUCCAGAGUUAGAGCAAGCCAGUCGCGAUAUUCUAGAUGCAGGAUUUGGUUAUGCUACCAAUGGCAAGCAACUUACGACAGCAAAUGGAGCAGCACGAAAAGACCCACCUGCAAAAUGGUCGCGGCCAGGAGCACGUCUAGAGGACGAAGGAGUCUUGCUAAAAGUUACGGUUCGAGCGCCUGUGAAAACAAUCAACUGGCACCGACGAGGAGAUUUCUUCUGUACCGUUUCCCCUAGUGGGCAAAGGAGCUCGGUAGCAAUCCACACGCUAUCUAAGCACCUUACUCAAAUUCCCUUCCGCAAAUUGCCCGGAUUGGCACAAACAGCAUCUUUCCACCCUUCGCGCCCAUUAUUUUUUGUCGCUACACAACGAUCAAUACGAUGUUACGAUCUUCAAAAGCAGGAACUCGUCAAAACUAUCCAGCCUGGAGCCAGGUGGAUCUCUUCAUUCGAUAUACAUCCCGGUGGUGAUAACUUGGUUGUUGGAUCGUAUGACCGUCGUUUGCUCUGGCAUGAUCUGGAGAUGUCGAGCCGACCAUACAAAACGAUGAGAUUCCAUCCUCAGGCGAUUAGGGCGGUAAGAUUUCACCGAAGUUAUCCAUUAUUCGCGGAUUGCAGCGACGACGGUACCCUACAAAUAUUCCACAGCAAAGUUGUGAGCGACUUGAUGGAAGGCCCAACUAUUGUCCCCGUCAAGAUGCUUAAAGGACAUAAGGUGGUUAACAAACUUGGUGUUACGGAUGUCGACUGGCAUCCCCAGCACCCAUGGUGCGUAAGUGCAGGGGCAGACGGUACUUGUAGAUUGUGGACAUAA